AUGAGCACACAAAGCAAACCAAACCUCACCCUUAAAUCCCUGCAAUAUUUCGGCAAAAUCUUCAGAAUGGGAACAAUUGGUGAAACAAAAUACGGGUCAUUCACAUACGAGAGCCUGGAAAGGGAACCCUACUGGCCAACAGAAAAGCUUCGUGUCUCCAUCACAGGAGCUGGUGGAUUCAUUGCUUCACACAUUGCACGUCGUUUGAAAACAGAAGGCCAUUACAUCAUUGCUUCUGAUUGGAAGAAAAACGAACACAUGCCUGAAGAUAUGUUUUGCCAUGAAUUCCAUCUUGUUGAUCUUCGUGUCAUGGAUAACUGCUUGAAAGUUACAAAAAAUGUUGAUCAUGUCUUCAAUAUGGCUGCUGAUAUGGGUGGAAUGGGAUUCAUUCAGUCCAAUCAUUCUGUUAUUAUGUAUAAUAACACCAUGAUUAGCUUUAAUAUGCUUGAGGCUGCAAGAAUCACUGGAGUUAAGAGGUUCUUCUAUGCCUCUAGUGCUUGCAUUUACCCUGAGUUUAAGCAGUUGGAAACCAAUGUGAGCUUAAAGGAAUCAGACGCCUGGCCCGCUGAGCCUCAAGAUGCUUACGGUUUGGAAAAACUAGCAACUGAAGAGCUCUGCAGGCACUACACCAAAGACUUUGGAAUUGAAUGCCGAAUUGGACGCUUUCAUAACAUUUACGGACCUUUUGGCACAUGGAAAGGCGGAAGGGAGAAAGCACCUGCUGCUUUUUGCAGAAAAGCCCUUACGGCUACUGAUAAGUUUGAAAUGUGGGGAGAUGGUCUACAGACACGCUCUUUCACCUUCAUUGAUGAGUGUGUUGAAGGUGUCUUAAGAUUGACAAAAUCUGACUUCCGUGAGCCAGUAAAUAUCGGAAGUGAUGAAAUGGUAAGCAUGAAUGAAAUGGCUGAGAUUGUUUUGAGCUUUGAAAACAAAAAGCUCCCAAUCCACCACAUACCAGGCCCAGAAGGUGUUCGUGGUAGAAACUCUGACAACACUUUGAUCAAAGAGAAACUUGGGUGGGCCCCCACCAUGAAAUUAAAGGAUGGAUUAAGAAUCACAUAUUUCUGGAUCAAGGAACAAAUCGAGAAAGAAAGAGGUGAAGGUUUUGACCUUUCGGUUUAUGGUUCUUCCAAAGUAGUUGGGACUCAAGCACCCGUUCAACUCGGUUCUCUUAGGGCUGCUGAUGGCAAAGAGUGAAGAAUUCACAUCUCCAUUUUCAAUUAUUCAUGUUUUCUUGAUGCAUUUAUCUCUUGUAAUCACGUAGAACUAUGCUACGUUUGUGUGAUCUUUUAUUGAUGUUUAUUGUUUGUGCUUUCGAUUUUUGUUUUUCUUAUGAAUCAAGUAUUUCUCUUUAUUGUAUUCUUCUAAGUUUUAUAAUCGAGUUCAAAUAAAAAUGUUAGCAUUCAUUUCUUCUAUCACCUUCACCAACUACAUGUUAGUUUGCCUUGUGAUC
This is a messenger RNA of Lactuca saligna, 1453 nucleotides long. NCBI's taxonomy places the organism in Eukaryota, Viridiplantae, Streptophyta, Magnoliopsida, Asterales, Asteraceae. The record is from the annotation of a GenBank genome assembly.